Molecule: messenger RNA, 800 nt
Organism: Lepus europaeus (European hare)
Lineage: Eukaryota; Metazoa; Chordata; Mammalia; Lagomorpha; Leporidae
Gene: DYNLT5
Product: dynein light chain Tctex-type family member 5
Exons: 4
Coding region: 137-697 (186 amino acids)
Biological process (GO): microtubule-based movement
Cellular component (GO): cytoplasmic dynein complex; cytoplasm
Molecular function (GO): dynein intermediate chain binding
Source: RefSeq, a predicted model, not a curated record
CAUACACUACAUACUGCUCUUGGGGAGACUCCACUCUCCCAUUCAAAGACUGUAGGAUAAGUACCUGUGUGCUUUAGAAGGUUAGGGUCUCUGCUGUGCUAAGUAAAGUGUUUUUGGAGCUCUCUUUUGCUGUUUUAUGAGUCUUGCUUUGCAGGUUAUUCUGAUGUCAGACGUUGCUGAAGACAGAGCAACUCACCCAUUGAAGAAAAGGGGGAGUAUGUCCUCUCUGAGCAGUCACGAGUUCCGGCGGAAGGAUAUUCAUGGGCGCACCAAAGACUCUAUGAGUACCGUAUCAUAUAUGGAUGAACCUAGCCAGCGUGAUGAUGUUUCCCGCCUUACAGUCCAGAUGGAAAACACCUAUCAGCUCGGUCCUACCAAACAUUUUCCCGUUGUCACUGUCAAUCAUAUUUUGAAAGAUGUGUUGACCAACUACCUACAGGAGGAAGCAUAUGAACCGGAGCUCUGUAGACAGAUGGCUAAAACGAUCUCUGAGGUUAUUAAAGCCCGGGUCAAGGACUUCAUCCUUCCACGGUACAAACUAAUCGUAAUCAUUCACAUUGGACAACUGAGCAGUCAGAGCAUAUUUAUUGGAAGCAGAUGCCUGUGGGAUCCUAAAACUGAUACUGUUUCGUCGUAUGUCUUCAGAAAUUCUUCCCUCUUUGCUGUUGCAAAUGUCUAUGCAGUUUACUUUGAGUGAUUGAAAAUAAAGAUAGUUCUCACUUUUUGAAAUCAUGAAACAGGCUGCAUCAUGUACCCAAAAGUUUUACUGCCAAAAACAAUAAACAGGCAAACAAUGGUAA